GGUAUUUGAUGUGCAGCCAAAAAUGUUGAUGGAUUCUCCUUAUGUCUCAUAUGAUGAAUCAAAUGAAGUAAAAGGUGUGUGCUCAGGCAAGAUUGAUUUGUACUCCAUUGCUAGUAGUAAAUAUCAAAUGAACAAAGAUAAUAAACAAAAAGUUUUAUGUGUCUGUGAAAAAUGUUUAAUUAAUUCAAAUGGAGAUGGAAGAUAUGUACAUUAUACAACAAAAAAUAGACAUCAGAGUAAAGCAAAUUUGAAUAAAGAAAUUGAAAUGUCAAUAGAAAGUAACUCAAGCUCUGAUUCUGCAUCAAAUUCCGAAAAUAAUUACUUAAUGUCUUUAGAUGAUAAUUUAUUAGCAAAGGAAGAGGCAGGUGGUUAUUUAAGUGAUAAUAUUGAUUCUGAUAAUGUUGAUAUCAAUGAAAAUAUGAAAGGUUACAAUGAUAGUAGUGAAAAUGAGAAUAGGGAGGAAAGUAAUUCAGUUGAUGAUAUGGGUGUGGGUGGUGAGAAUGAAGGUGAAUUAUCUGAAGAGUUAAUAACUGGAAUGAAAUUAUUUUAUUUAAAAACAAAGCAUAAUUUUUCUGAUCAAGCAUUUAAUGAUAUUGAAUCAAUUAUUUUGAAACAAGGAUUUAGUUUAUUUAGA
Entrophospora candida is the source of this 634-nucleotide messenger RNA. Lineage: Eukaryota; Fungi; Glomeromycota; Glomeromycetes; Entrophosporales; Entrophosporaceae. The record is from the annotation of a GenBank genome assembly.